AUGACGUGCACUUGCACAUUUUCGUCGAUGCGAGCGAAGCAAGCGGGCUUCGCUGCGGUAGCAUACCUUAGGUAUCAAGAAGGAUCAAACAUCGAAUACACACUAUUGGCCUCUAAGACAAGAGUUUCUCCGCUAAAAUUUUUAUCCAUUCCCCGGUCCGAGCUUCAGGCUGCCGUCAUCGGAGUGCGCUUAGCAGAUACAAUUCGCAGAUCAUUGUCGAUAAAAGUUAAGCAACGAUUUUUCUGGACGGACUCCAAAGACGUUUUGUGCUGGCUGAAUUCGGAUCACCGCCGUUACAGCCAAUUUGUUGCCUUCCGAGUCAGCGAGAUUUUGGAGGCCUCUGACGUUCGAGAAUGGCAUUGGAUUCCAAGCAAGCAGAAUGUAGCGGAUGAAGGAACGAAGUGGAGCAAAAAUAUCAAUCUGUCAGCCGCUGCGCGUUGGUUCGUCGGCCCAGAGUUCCUGUGGACGUCAGUUGAGUUUUGGCCGCUUCAUAAACUUCGCAUCAACAGCACUACCGAAGAGCUGCGUCCACAUCUGUUAGUACACACGGAGGGUAAUACUUGCGUAAUAGACGUACAUCGCUUUUCAGAUUGGCAGAAAUUACUUCGUUGUACUGCCUACGUUCUCCGUUACGUGAGAAAUCUGAAGCUCUUCGUAGGUAAUAAUGACCGUACCUUCGGUCCACUGCAGCAUUGGGAGCUGAACAAGGCCGAGAACUACCUGCACCGUGAAGCUCAGAGAACAGUCUUUGCCGAUGAAAUUGCCAUUUUAUCAAGGGACCGGGAAACAGAGAAUCCGGACAAGUGUUUACCAAGAAGCAGUUCGCUGUUCCGUCAGUGCACCUUUCUAGAUGAAGCCUAUGUUAUCAGGAUUCGGGGUAGAACACAAGCCUGUGCCUUCAUUACCCGCGACGCAGCUCAACCAAUCGUUCUUCCACGCGAUCAUCCAAUUACCACACUCAUCCUCCUAGAUUUCCAUAAACGCUUCAAUCACCAAAACCACCAAACAACAAUUAAUGAAGUACGUCAACGCUACCACAUUCCGAAACUGAAAGUAGCCUAUAAGAAUGCCCGCAAGGGCUGUCAAAAGUGUAAAAAUGAUCAAGCUUCUGCACAACCUCCAAUUAUGAGCGCCCUACCGAUGCAACGCCUUGCAGCAUACACACAUUCAUGCCUGCUGGCGAUACGAAACAUAAUAGCACGAAGAGGAACACCAGCAGUUAUUUUCAGCGACCGUGGCACCAAAUUUCAAGGCGCUAGUAAAGAGCUGAAAGCUGUUUUGCAGAACAUCAACCAGGACCAACUCGUCCGGGAGUUCAUGACACCGAAUACUGAGUGGACUUUUAUACCACCCGUCUCACCACAUAUGGGAGGAGCGUGGGAACGCCUGAUCCGAACUGUGAAAGCUAACUUAUCCAAGUUGCAAUGGGGAAGGCUUCCCACCGACGAGGUUCUUAACAACACACUGUUGGAAAUCGAAAAUGUGGUGAAUUCAAGACCACUGACUGAAAUCCCUAUGGACAACGACGAAUCACCUGUGUUGACACCGAACCAUUUCCUGCUCGGUUCGUCGAACGGCCUGAAACCAUGGGUACCAUAUAACGAUAAUCCGACCGUUCUCCGGAACAGCUACAAGCAAUCACAAAUUAUGGCUAACGAAUUCUGGAGAGGCUGGUUAAGAGACUAUCUUCCUGAAAUUACUCGACGCACCAAAUGGUUUGGUAAGGUCAAACCAAUCCAAGUUGACGAUGUGGUGAUCAUUGUGGACCCUAACUCUCCACGCAAAAGUUGGCCACUAGGACGCGUAAUAGCCACCAGGUCUGCGGCAGAUGGGCAAGUCAGAAGUGCAACUGUUCAAACCACUCGAGGCAUUUAUGAGAGACCUGCCGUUAAGCUCGCCGUAUUGGACGUACAAGAAUGCUUAUCACAUCACGUACCAUUCAGUGGGCGGAAGUUUGAUCCAGAUCUAGUUUUCCCAGUUUCACUCCUCUUGUUAGCCUUGUCUGGGAAUGUCUGGGAUCCGCUCUCCAAAAAUAGGUCACCCCAGUCACGCCAAAAGUAUUCCACUGUUUUCCUGCUCCCGACCCGCGUGGGAGCGAUACCGGCACCGAUGGCGACGACGGCGAUGGAGCAGAUAUGCUUAUCCCUGGCUAUCCCACACUGUCGUGCAUCUUUGAUCUGGUCUUCUGGUGAGCGGUUAAGCCAUCUAGGAGAGGUGGCCGUUGCCGAGAAACAGCAUCACAAACGGAAUCGUUGCAGAAAAAACAAACGGAAACUCGCGUUUGUGGACGUUAAAGAAAUAUUCAUCCAAACAGGAAGUGUAUGUUUAAGGGCGACGACAACAUCGCCGUCGUCCACGUUCCCGAUAGUGAGCAGUAGUAGGUAA
This is a messenger RNA of Armigeres subalbatus, 2385 nucleotides long. RefSeq lists its product as uncharacterized. NCBI's taxonomy places the organism in Eukaryota, Metazoa, Arthropoda, Insecta, Diptera, Culicidae. Gene Ontology annotation, molecular function: nucleic acid binding. The record is from RefSeq and is a predicted model, not a curated record. The coding region runs from base 1 to 2385 and encodes 794 amino acids. Gene Ontology annotation, biological process: DNA integration. The transcript is spliced from 3 exons.